GAGAGAGGGGGAGAGAGAGUGUGUCGCAAAAAGAGAGAGCGUGUGUCACAGGAAGAGAGAAAGAGAGCGUGGAGGCUUCCUCUCUCGCUACGGUUUGCUGGGCUGGGUCUGAUGUUUCAGUGUUUCACCAUCCAGCCCCUAAGCAACGGGGCGCCCUGCAUAUAAGGCCUGAAGUGGGGGGAGACCCCUCCAUACAGAGAGUGAUCCAUCGCAGCAUGAGCAGCACCAGGAGACAGAGAGUGUGGAGUUAAAACAUGCCCAGCCUAAUCAUCACAGAGACACUGACACAAACACAGCACUUCAAUAUGGAGCAGGACGACAGGGGGAGGAACAAGAACCUGGGAAAGAACUUUAUUUGCCGACUGCAAUGCAUGUUCUCACACUCCACAUCUGAGAGCAGGCUAAGUUUAGAAGAUACCCAACAAUGGUCUCAGUCACUGGAGAGACUCCUUGAGUCUAAAUAUGGACUGGCCACCUUCAGAACCUUUCUGAAGUCUGAAUUCAGCGAUGAGAACAUUGAGUUCUGGCUGACGUGUGAGGAGUACAAGAAAAUCAAGUCAUCGUUCAGAAUGUCAUCGAAGGCAAAGAAAAUCUAUGAGCAGUUCAUAAAGGCUGAGGCUCCUAAAGAGAUUAACAUUGACUACUACACAAGGGAGCAGAUCAAGAGUGCUGUGAAGACUCCUAACCUCCAAUGCUUCGACGAUGCCCAGAAGAUUGUCUAUGGGCUGAUGGAGAGAGAUUCGUACCCUCGCUUCCUGCGCUCAGACAUUUACAGAUCCCUCCUGGAGUCCCUCGCCGCUGACGCCGUCAAGGGAUGAUAGGAGAGGAGAAGAUGACAGGAGAACAUGAAAACAGUAACUGGAAUGUUUGGGCUUCUACAGGAUGGAAGGCUGACCCAGCACAGAGAGACUGGCAGGCCAUGCCCUACAAAACAUGGUUCCCACAAUGCAGGACCACACCCUGAAACACUCUGCUAACAGCAUUAGCCAAGAGAAAAAUAAAGAAGCAAAGACAGAAGGAAAAGCAGAGAGGAUAUGGGGAACUCUACGGUGAUGCGUGUUUGACCUGGAUACUGCUGUCCUAUCAGUGACUCUGGGAGUGACGUGUCGUAUCAUAAGUGAUCAGAUCGUCUUUGACAGUGAAUGAAUCACAUAGUGAAUGACGAUUGAACUGAAACACAACGUCAGAGAACCAUGCAGUCCCCACUCAACCGGAGGUGCUUCCUGUCUUGAUAAAGACAGAGAAGAGUGUGUCCGUGUGUGCGCGCGUGUGUGUGUGUGUCUGUGUGCGCGUAACAGGAAGCCUAUGAUACUGUGAUAAGACAUGAGAUGCAGGGUGGACUUUCACUAGAGUACUAACCUACGUGGUCAGGAGGAAUGUAAUGAAGGAAGGAGCAUGUAUUCAGCGGAUACCGGCCAAACAGAAUAUACUCUCCUUUACACUAUGAAUGUUUAGUCUCUAAAAUCAAUCAAGUUUUGUGAAAGGCAUUUUGAUAUUUACACUUGUAAGGCAGUUAAAGACUUCUUUCACUGUCUAUCUUUUAAGAAUGACCUAUUGAGAAGUAUAGGUUAAGUUGUGCAAUUGUAGAGAGAAGAAUAGUCUAUGUCCAACUUUGUAUAUUGAACUUAACUCCUACUUAUUUGAUACAGAAUGUUUCUGAUUGCUUACUGAGCUAGAAUGUUUAUACAUUCAGAUUUGCAUGUUGUACUAUUUAUAACACACAGUCACUGUCUGGAUGCUGACUUUUGCAAUGCUUGUUAAAAAAAAAGUUAUGAUUAUGUAGGAUGACAUUAAAUUAUUUGCAGACAA
Molecule: messenger RNA, 1809 nt
Organism: Oncorhynchus mykiss (rainbow trout)
Lineage: Eukaryota; Metazoa; Chordata; Actinopteri; Salmoniformes; Salmonidae
Product: regulator of G protein signaling 21
Source: RefSeq, a predicted model, not a curated record